AUGGAGGGGAUUGUGGAAGCUGGCGGGAAGCAUCAUGAUAAGUUCCUGAAGCUCGUCGAGGCCGGAGGUACUCGGUGGCUCUCUCACAACAACAGUCUGAAGCGCCUCAUACGGGUCUUUGUUAAAGUGGCAAAGCUGUUACAUCAUAUUUCGGAAGAUCGAGACUUCGACGCUGGCGAGAGAAGUCGCGCUUCGGCUCUGUUGGAGAGAAUGCUGUACAAGAAGACCAUCCUCUGUAUUUGUGUCGUAUCUGAUGUCCUGGCUCAGCUGGCAACACUGACCAAUGCAUUUCAAUCUAGGGAGUGGACCCUAGACAGAGCAGUCGACUUGACAACGAGCGUCAUUGGCCAGCUUGAUGAUAUGCUCAAGAACGAGUCUCUUACGGGAUCAUGUGACUCUGCAACCAAGCUACUGGAUGACCUGAGGGUGGACGAGUUCGAGGUCAUUGAGAAGACCAGAAAACUGCGAGGAUGUCGAACUGACGCUACCACUGCUGAGGAGACAGCCGAUGAUCACUUACGUAAGUACAUUGAAGCUCUCGUAGCCGAGCUCCGUCGUCGCUUCAGUGACGACUGCAGAGUUAUUGCUUACUUGGACGUUUUUAAUCACCCUGUUUGGAAAGUUAGGGUACCCUCUGUCGCCGAGAGAUUCGGCUUCGAUGCUGAAACUCUGGUAGCAGAGUCUCAAAACAUCGCUAAACAUAUAGAUCUGAUGCCCAGUCUCCGCGCAGCUGUAACUCCUCCAGCAACCAUCGAGGGAAAGGUGAACUUCAAGCGGAAUUUUUGGUUGGCUUUCUGUGGUGACCACUAUAGCCGCACUAUGUUUCCAGAACAUUGCAAAGUCGCGGCGUUCUUGCUCACUUGUCCCAUAUCAUCGAGUAACGUAGAAAGGGCAUUCAGCUACACCACCAGAAUUGAUAGUAACAUCCGUGCAGCUCUAGCUCCUGAGACGGUGUGCAAAUUGGUGAGAAUCUCUAUGCAAGGCCCAAGUUUUCCAGGCAUAGCACAGCAAACUUGGCCUCCUGAGAAGCGAUCGCUAGAGCAGACCGAUGCUGAGAUCGACCUCAGGGAUUUCAUAAAUGAGGUUUUUGAUAAAUGGUUCCACAGUAGGCGUAGAAUCAACCAAGUUGUUUCCAAGUAG
Perkinsus marinus ATCC 50983 is the source of this 1140-nucleotide messenger RNA. RefSeq lists its product as hypothetical. NCBI's taxonomy places the organism in Eukaryota, Perkinsozoa, Perkinsida, Perkinsidae. The transcript has a single exon. The record is from RefSeq and is a predicted model, not a curated record. The coding region runs from base 1 to 1140 and encodes 379 amino acids. Gene Ontology annotation, molecular function: protein dimerization activity.